AUGGCAGACUACCAACGAACUCAGCAGCAGCAGCAGCAGCAAAGACCGACGUCGGAGGCCAUACGAGGGCUCCUCCCGGAGAAGGGCCCGUCGACGCAGCAAAUCAUCGCCGUCGUCACCCUCCUCCCCCUCGGCGGCUUCCUCCUCCUCCUCUCCGGCCUCACCUUCUUCGCCUCCUUAAUUGGCCUCUUCGUCUCGACCCCGGUCUUCGUGAUAUUCAGCCCGGUCAUCGUCCCCGCCGCCUUCGCCAUCUUCAUGGCCGUCGCCGGCUUCCUCACCUCGGGGGCUUUCGGCAUCACCGGCCUGUCGUCGCUGACGUGGCUGGCGAAUUUCGUUAGAGGGCUCAGGCGAAAGCUUCCCGAGCAGGCUGAGCAGGCCAAGCGGCGCGUGCAGGACACGGCGGGGUAUAUGGGCCAGAAGACUAGGGAAACGGGCCAGACGGUCCAGACUAAGGCCCAGGAGGCUGUGAGGGGGGAGGAGGGCGGUAAGGCCCAGGAAGGCAAAAAAACAUAA
This is a messenger RNA of Morus notabilis, 513 nucleotides long. Its product is annotated as oleosin 16.4 kDa. Lineage: Eukaryota; Viridiplantae; Streptophyta; Magnoliopsida; Rosales; Moraceae. Gene Ontology annotation, biological process: seed oilbody biogenesis; lipid storage; response to freezing. The coding region runs from base 1 to 513 and encodes 170 amino acids. The transcript has a single exon. Gene Ontology annotation, cellular component: membrane; monolayer-surrounded lipid storage body. The record is from RefSeq and is a predicted model, not a curated record.